Messenger RNA from Nematolebias whitei (Rio pearlfish), 873 nucleotides. RefSeq names its product aquaporin-8-like. The transcript is spliced from 5 exons. Bases 77 to 865 code for a protein of 262 amino acids. Gene Ontology annotation, biological process: transmembrane transport; water transport. Gene Ontology annotation, cellular component: plasma membrane. Lineage: Eukaryota; Metazoa; Chordata; Actinopteri; Cyprinodontiformes; Rivulidae. The record is from RefSeq and is a predicted model, not a curated record. Gene Ontology annotation, molecular function: water channel activity.
CAGGUUCUUUGACUCAGUCAGGCUGGUUCAGGUGCACGUGCUGGAGAGGGGAUUUCUGGACAAAACGGCUGCAACCAUGAGUGUGGAGAAAAUGGAAAUGGAAAAUCUGUCCGAUUCCACUUAUCUGAAGAAGAAGAGUAAGAAACUUUCAGGGUCCAAGCCUCAAAACAAGUUUGAGAGAUUGUUCCAGCCCUGUCUUGCUGAAGUUGUGGGGACCACGUUCUUUGUUUUCAUCGGCUGCGUGUCCGUCAUCGAGAACGUCCCUGCAGCGGGACGGCUGCAGCCGGCUCUGGUGCAUGGCCUGGCUGUGGCAGUAAUGGUGGCUGUCAUGGAUAACAUCAGUGGCUCCCACUUCAACCCUCCCUUCACCAUUGCUAUCUACCUGUGUGGAGGCUUGGAGCUGAAAAUGGUGGGCCCCUACCUUGUGAGCCAAUUAACUGGAGGAGUACUCGGAGCUGGAAUGGCUAAGCUGAUGACCCCUGAGCAACGCUACAACAACGCAACGGGAGCAGCGUUUGAUAUCCUCAAGUCAGACAGCCAGCUGUAUGGGGCCAUUUUUGGAGAGCUGGCGAUGACCUGCCUGGUGACCGUGGUGGUGCUGCUGGGGGCGGUCAACGGCAAGACGAAAACACCGCUCGCCCCGUUUCUGGUGGGCUGUACUGUCACUAUUAACAUCUUGGCAGGAGGUGACAUUUCAGGAACAUGUCUCAACCCUGCGAGGGCUUUUGGUCCAGCUGUGUUCACCAACCACUGGACCUACCACUGGGUGUACUGGGUCGGACCCAUCGCAGGAGGUCUGACGGCUGCUGCUUUGGUCAGGCUCGUUCUUGGAGAUAAGAAGUUACGAGUUGUGAUGAAAUCCUGACAGCCAGA